AUGGAACGUCUUACCCUUCUCCUUGUUUUGCUUUCUUUUGUUUUGAAUAUAAAUGCCCGAGCAUUUCAACCUAGUUUUCUUGAUGCCAGUAAUUCGGAUGAAGAAAUAACUUAUCAAGUCAUUGCAAAUAAACCAUUAAAUAUUAUAUCAUCAGAUGAAGAUGCUCAACAUGAAUAUAAACUUGGUCAAGUUGGUGGUGUUGCUGGUUGUGUUAAAAAUCCUAAUCGAUUAAUUGUUUUUCAUCGAGCAUCAAGAGAAUGGACUCAAGAAUCAUUUCCUGAUGGUCGUAAUUUCGAUACAAAGAAAUUUGGUGCCAUUCCAGAAAAUACAAUUCUUACUAUCAAUACUCGAACUGGUCAAAUCGUUAAUCAAUGGGGAAAUAAUACAUUCUCCAUGCCUCAUGGUCUUUCUAUUGAUACAGAAGGAAAUCUUUGGGUAACCGAUGUUGCAAUGCAUCAAGUUUUCAAAUAUUCAAAAGGUGAACUUGUAUUAACAUUAGGUGAAGCAUUUGUACCUGGUAGUGAUUCAAAACAUUUCUGUAAACCAACUGAUGUUGCUGUAUCAAAUGAUGGUUCAAAUAGCUAUGUUGCUGAUGGAUAUUGUAAUUCUCGUAUUGUGAAACUUGAUUCAAAAGGAAAAUUUGUAAAAGAAUAUACAAUGCCUGAUGAAGAAAAACAACUCGCAAUUCCGCAUAGUAUUAUUCUUAUUGAAUCACUUGGUCUCGUUUGUGUUGCUGAUCGUGAAAAUGGACGAAUUGUUUGUUUUGAUGAUGGAGAAAAUAAUGAAGGUAAUGUUAAAGCUAUUAUUGAUCAUCCAUUAAUGAAAACAGUUUAUGCUAUUACUUAUGAUGCAAAUAAACAUCGUCUUUAUGCAGUCAGUGGUAAAAGUGGAAAAAAUCGAGCAGUUGGUUUUACAUUUGAUGCUCAUCCAGAAUCAUUUGGUGGUUUGAUUGCUACUUGGGAACCAAAUGAGAAAUUUGGUGAACCACAUGAUAUAGCUUUAAGUGUAAGUGGUCAUGCAUUAUUCGUUGGUGAAAUUCGUCCGAAUCGUAUUGAUGUAUUUGAUGUUCUCAAUUAA
Adineta steineri is the source of this 1077-nucleotide messenger RNA. The record is from the annotation of a GenBank genome assembly. NCBI's taxonomy places the organism in Eukaryota, Metazoa, Rotifera, Eurotatoria, Adinetida, Adinetidae.